CCGCCCAUAUGUCCAUCCGAAGGAAAAAAAACCCUCGCCGCAGCAUCCACAGAACAAAACCCUCGCCCUUCGUGUCCCGCCGGCUGCUAUGGUAGACGUAGUCGUCGGCGAACCCGCAAUAGCAGACGAAGAGGAAGUUCGAGGGCCAGAAGAGGAUUUGUCCGAGGAGUCUUGGUCUUCCGAGUCGGAUAUUGGGGAGGCCUUAGACUGGCUGGAUACGAGGGAAGGUUUCGAUGGCGACGGCUCAUCUGCCUCCUUCUCGGUUGCCUACAGUCACCGUCCCAACGCCCAUGGUGGGAUUCAAUCUCGUCCUUUUCAACCCGUCUCCAACCGCAGCCAGAAAUGCACCUCUCGUAUUCGGGCUAAUCCUUUAGAGGAGUGGGAAGGAAGAUUGGACGUGGGUAUGUCAAAUUUGGUGACAACUGCUAUCAGGGAAAGUGUGAGGGAUAUGGCAAUAGGAAGAACCCGGAAUACAGAAAAAGCUGAUCGAGCUACGGUUGAACAGGCUAUUGACCCUAGAACUCGAAUGGUUUUGUUCAAGAUGCUGAACCGUGGAGUGUUUCAUGACAUCAAUGGUUGCAUUUCCACUGGGAAAGAGGCAAAUGUUUAUCAUGCGACAAAAGCUGAUGGUCAGGAACUUGCAGUCAAGGUCUAUAAGACAUCUGUUCUCGUUUUUAAAGACAGGGAACGGUACGUACAAGGGGAUUAUCGUUUCAGACAUGGAUAUUGCAAGCACAACCCUAGAAAAAUGGUAAAGACUUGGGCAGAGAAGGAAAUGAGAAAUCUCAUGCGAGUAAAAGCUGCUGGAAUCCGAUGUCCAACACCAUUGCUCUUAAGGCUUCAUGUUCUUGUCAUGGAAUUCAUAGGAAAAGCUGGCUGGGCUGCACCUCGCCUUACGGAUGCCGUGUUGUCUGAAGAUAAAUUGCGUGAAUGCUAUGUAGAGAUCAUUACAACAAUGCGAACAUUGUAUCAGAAGUGCAAAUUGGUACAUGGUGAUUUAAGUGAAUACAACAUACUUUAUUUUGAGGGUCACUUGUACAUAAUUGAUGUCUCGCAAUCAGUAGACCUUGAUCACCCUUCUACUAUGGAAUUUCUGAAGGAAGACUGUCUUCAUGUUUCAGAUUUUUUCAGAAAGCAUGGGAUUGCUGUCAUGACUGUUAUGGAAUUAUUUGAUUUUGUGGUUGAUGCAUCCCUUGCCGAUGAAGAUGUGGAUGAUUAUUUAGAAAAGAUUCAGCAAAAAGUUAUAGAAAGAGGAGAGAUGGUAAACCAAGAAGAUGAAAUCGAACCAACCAUUUUUGUGCAGACCCUUGAUUAUGUCAAGAAAUGCGAGGAAGAUUUAGUUCAGAUGGCUAUGCUCCAACGCCCAUCAAUGGCAUAUCAGCUAAAAGCAGAAGAGAUGUAUGACCAGCCUUUGUUAGGAUUUAUACAAACUCGAAAUGCAAGUAACCAACAGGAGCAGCAAAUUUCAAGCAAUGUUGGCGUCCCUCCAACUUUGCUAGAGGAUCAGCAGACUGAGCAACCCCUGCAAGUUAUUGAUGAAGCAGGGAGCGAUGAUGAAUCCAGUACAGACUCAGAAGAUGGUUCAUCCUUCGCUAGCGAGCACGAGAUGGGUCCUGAUGAGAAAAGAGCUGCUCGGAAAGAGCACAAGAAGAAAGUGAAGGAAGAUAAAAGAGAAGCAAGAAAGAAUAAGAAGCUUACCAAGGCUGAUAAGAAAAGAAGAAAGAAGUUGGCUAAAUCAAAGUGUCGGCGAUAACUUCAUACAAGUUUGGCAUCAUAAAAAAGAUGUUCGCUCAUAUUUUUUGUACCGAAAUUGUUCACGGUAUUGUGAUAUGUUUCAUUUUAGGAAUAUUCCUUUCUAAGAAAUUUUGUUCCAAGUGGUUGUAUGCUCAGCUUUUGUU
This is a messenger RNA of Zingiber officinale, 1898 nucleotides long. Its product is annotated as serine/threonine-protein kinase RIO1-like. Gene Ontology annotation, biological process: protein phosphorylation. The transcript is spliced from 12 exons. The record is from RefSeq and is a predicted model, not a curated record. Gene Ontology annotation, molecular function: protein serine/threonine kinase activity; ATP binding. Lineage: Eukaryota; Viridiplantae; Streptophyta; Magnoliopsida; Zingiberales; Zingiberaceae. Bases 89 to 1753 code for a protein of 554 amino acids.